AUGGCCCGCAACGCCAAUGAAAGUACAACAGAUGGGGAUGACGACAACUUCACUUUCAGCUGGAAAAUGUUCACCAGCUGGGACUAUCUCAUUGGCAACCCAGAGACAGCAGACAAUAAGUUUGCAUCCAUCACUACCAGCUUCAAGGAGUCUAUUGUGGACGAGCAAGAAAGCAACAAGGAUGAAAACAUCCACCUGAGGAGGUUCCUGAGGGUUUUGGCCAACGUCCUCAUCAUAUGCUGCUUGUGUGGGAGUGGCUACCUCAUCUAUUUUGUAGUGAAGCGCUCCCAGACGUUUUCCAAAAUGCAAAAUGUUGGGUGGUAUGAAAGAAAUGAGGUUGAGAUCGUGAUGUCCUUGCUGGGUAUGUUUUGCCCUCCGCUGUUCGAAACCAUCGCUGCCCUAGAAAAUUACCAUCCCCGCAUCGGGCUGAAGUGGCAGCUGGGGCGGAUCUUCGCCCUCUUCCUUGGCAAUCUCUACACGUUCUUGUUGGCCUUGAUGGAUGACGUCAAUGAAAAAUUGGCUGAAGAGGACGUGGUAAAGAACAUCACGCAGUGGACACUGCUUGGCCACCACAACUCAUCCGCAGGGAACAGCAGCGCCAGCCCACCCCCCCUUGAUCCUGCAGAUGUGCCCAGGGGACCCUGCUGGGAGACCACUGUUGGCAUUGAGUUCGUAAGGCUCACCGUCUCCGAUAUCCUGGUGACCUUCAUAACCAUCCUGGUGGGAGAUUUCAUCCGAGCUUGCUUUGUCAGAUUCGUGAAUUACUGUUGGUGCUGGGACCUGGAGGCUGGAUUUCCAUCCUAUGCCGAAUUUGACAUUAGUGGCAAUGUUUUGGGUUUGGUCUUCAACCAAGGAAUGAUUUGGAUGGGAUCCUUUUAUGCACCAGGGCUCGUGGGUAUAAAUGUCCUGCGCUUAUUAACCUCCAUGUAUUUUCAGUGCUGGGCAGUUAUGAGUAGCAACGUCCCCCAUGAACGCGUCUUCAAAGCAUCCAAGUCUAAUAAUUUUUACAUGGGACUAUUGCUGUUGAUCCUGUUCCUUAGCCUCUUGCCUGUGGCUUACACCAUCAUGUCCCUGCCUCCCUCCUUUGACUGUGGACCAUUCAGUGGGAAGAAAAGGAUGUAUGAUGUUAUCCAAGAGACCAUCGAGCUUGAUUUCCCACUUUUUGUUGCCAAGAUCUUCAGCUAUGUGGCAAAUCCAGGACUGAUCAUACCUGCAAUUCUGCUCAUGGUCCUCGCCAUCUAUUACCUAAACGCUGUGGCUGAAGCGUACCAGCGUGCCAAUGCAGAGCUGAAGAAGAAAAUGCAACUGCAACGCGAAGAGGAGAAAAACAAGAGAAACAACAAAGCCAGCACUAACCCCAUUAUGCAAGACCUGGAGGAUUUACUUACACCAGGUACAAAGAGUGACAGCCACUUCAAACAAGCAGAAGACAAGAAAAUAGAGACUUCUAAUAGAAACAGCCCUGUUGGAAAACAACGCAAAGCCCUGGAUGGCAGCCCUUUCACCGGUGGGAGAGGAGCAACAGUGUUUACACCGCCACUGCCGCACAUGUUCGUGACACAGCCACCGAGACUGGGGGUGUGGGCACCUAACCCUGGCCAGCCCAGGCUGAGGGGGUACCCACCAGGACCAGUCCCUGGAAGGGGAAGAGGGCAGCCACGCUACUCAUAUCCCACUUGA
Molecule: messenger RNA, 1680 nt
Organism: Apaloderma vittatum (bar-tailed trogon)
Lineage: Eukaryota; Metazoa; Chordata; Aves; Trogoniformes; Trogonidae
Product: transmembrane channel-like protein 2
Exons: 11
Coding region: 1-1680 (559 amino acids)
Biological process (GO): detection of mechanical stimulus involved in sensory perception of sound; vestibular reflex
Cellular component (GO): plasma membrane
Molecular function (GO): mechanosensitive monoatomic ion channel activity
Source: RefSeq, a predicted model, not a curated record